This is a messenger RNA of Clunio marinus, 246 nucleotides long. The record is from the annotation of a GenBank genome assembly. NCBI's taxonomy places the organism in Eukaryota, Metazoa, Arthropoda, Insecta, Diptera, Chironomidae.
AUGACACUUGAACAACAACAAUCUAACAAAUAUUUAUCUACUCCAGCAAUUUUUCAAUUUCAUCAGCAGGAAAAGAAAUUACAACAACAAACAAACUUUGAUCUUGCUCUCAUCGACCAAACGACCCGGAUUCACCUUGAAUUGGUUAAUGGUGGUAUUAGUGAAGAAUUUCUUCCUUUUAUUUUCAUAAGUGGAACACAAAAAAGUCUUAAAAGCAUUUGCAACUUGCAAAAUGAUGAUAAAUAA